GCGCCGGGAGAAUUCUCCCGACUAACUUUUCCCUCCCUAUUCAAGCUGCUUGUUUAGGUGUUUAAAAUCACAAAUAUAGUCGAGAAAAUCCGUAAUGUAUAAAUGUACAACUCACUCCUUGCUGAAAACAGUGACUGUUGGGUUUUAACAGUUUCGCUUCGAUAAACAGUUGUGGAUAUGGUUGACGCUGGGAUGUCGAAUAUUACGACUGGAGAUGACUUGUCCUCCAAAGAGCCAGGUGAGAAGAAGCGAGACAGCGAGAAGAAGAAGAAGAGGUCUCGAGUCAAACAGCUGCUGGCAGAUGUGAAGAAACAAAUCGAGUUCUGGUUUGGUGAUGUAAACCUCCACAAGGACAGAUAUCUGAAGAACGUCAUCAUGCAAUCAAGAGAUGGCUAUGUUGAUAUAUCUGUCUUAACAACGUUUAACAGAAUGAAAAAGUUGACCACGGAUAGCAAGCUGAUCGCUCGAGCGCUCAGAAAUUCAGAAGUGGUCGAGGUUAAUCUUGAAGGAACACAGAUAAGGAGGAAACAGCCACUCGGGGUCAGCCCAGGAGAUGUAGAUGACCGCACAGUAUAUGUUGAACUUCUACCAAAAGAUGUUACCCACGCUUGGAUAGAGCGCGUGUUUAAUAAGUGUGGGAAUGUGGUGUACGUCAGUAUCCCCAGGUACAAGUCUACAGGCGACUCCAAGGGCUUUGCUUUUGUGGAGUUUAAGACUCAAGCACAAGUGCAGAAAGCUGUUGAGAUGCUGAACAACCCUCCAGAGGAUGCCCCGAGGAAAGCAGGCAUUUUUCCCAAGACCAUGGCGAGAAAACAGAUUCCUUUUCAUAUAGUCCAAGACAGCACAAAAGAUGAAGAUGAAUGGAGAGGAGAUGAUGAUGAGGAUGGAAAGAAAAAGAAGAAAAAGAAAAAGAGAGCACGCAGUGAGCAGAAAGAUGAUUUUGUUGAAGAAAUGGUAACUGAGAAGGUGAGUGAAAAGGAGCACGCUGCUGAGACUGAAGCAGUUGGCAGGAAAAGAGCACAGUCUUCAGAGGGCACGGAGAUGGAGAGUGGGACUGCCAUCAAAAAUUCACAGAAGAAGGCAGAUAAGAAAAGACGCCGGUCACACAGUUUAGAACUGUCUGGAGGAGAAGGCCAAGUGGAGAAGCCCGCAAAAAUGAGGAAAGUGGAUGAGGAGGCGAGUGAUGUGAAGGAAAUGUCAUCUGAGACCAAUAAAGAAAAGGAAAUGGAGGAUGGAAAAAAGGAUGAGAAAGAUGAUUCCAUAUUAAAGACCAAGAGGAAGAGAAAGAAGAAAUAUAAGGAGAGACUGAAGAUUGAGGAAGAGGUUAUUCCUCUCCGAGUGCUCACAAAGAAAGAGUGGUUGGAGCUGAAGAAAGAGUAUUUAGCGCUCCAGAAGCAGUGCAUGGCCAGUCUGAAGAAGAAUAUUUCUGACAUCCAAAAAACAACGGCAUGUGACAAUCAACAAACUAUUGAGGAUGGUGGAAAAGCCUGGGGUGAUUGUAAACCUAAAAAAGAAACUCCUGAUGGGCCGAAGUUUGAGAGUGGGGUCAUCCUCAAAAUCACCCACAACCAGCCUUUGCCUAACAAAAAAAGUGUGAAGGACAUCCUGUCUGAGAUAUCCACAGUGCAGUACGUGGACAUUGUGGAGGGAGAUGCUGAGGGUUAUAUCCGCUUUAAGACUCCUGAGGAUGCCAAAGCUGUCAUCGCAGCUCGUCCUGAACUGCAGAAAAAGCACAACUGGAAUCUGGAUGUCCUGACUGGUGAUCAUGAACAAAGGUACUGGCAGAAGAUACUGGUUGAUCGACAAGCUAAACUGAAUCGACCCAGAGACAAAAAGCGAGGCACAGAAAAGCUUAUUUCCAAGGCUGAGAAAAUCAUCAUCGCUCGGACCAAAGAGGCAAAUAAGCACAUCCAUUUUGAUGAUGAUUAACCUUUGUAACCAUUUAUUUUUAAAUUUGCAUUGCCAGAGUAAUGUUAACAUAAUUCUUUUUUUUUUCCCUUGUUUUUGCCCACAUAAUUGGUUUGUUUUAAAUGACAUGAAUCUUUCAUUUAAAUAAAUAUUAAAAUAUUUGAAUGUUUUUAAAGCUGAUAAUGGUAAAAGUGUCUAAGUCUGC
Messenger RNA from Neoarius graeffei (lesser salmon catfish), 2113 nucleotides. It is a transcript of the gene larp7, whose product is annotated as La ribonucleoprotein 7, transcriptional regulator. The coding region runs from base 178 to 1929 and encodes 583 amino acids. NCBI's taxonomy places the organism in Eukaryota, Metazoa, Chordata, Actinopteri, Siluriformes, Ariidae. Gene Ontology annotation, cellular component: nucleus. Gene Ontology annotation, molecular function: mRNA binding. Gene Ontology annotation, biological process: RNA processing. The transcript has 14 exons. The record is from RefSeq and is a predicted model, not a curated record.